UUUGAAAUUCUUGGUACCAGGAGCUUUGUUGUUCAGAAUUCACGAGAUAGGCCUCCAUUGAUUUCUAGGGUUUAGUCUGUCUGUGCGUUUGUCUGGUUUUGCCUGAUUACUCCGUCGAUGGGGGAGCGGGAAAUGGAAGAAAUGCCUCUACCCGCCUUAUUCGAACAGGGGUGUAAGGUACAUAACAUGGCGUCUGAGUCCGGUGUUGAUCAGGGCACGCUAAGAAAGGGGUGCGAAGCUUUGCAACAUUGUGAAGAAAUGAUGAGCAAGCUAGAUCUGUUCUCCGCCAACGAGACUAAAGACGAUAUCAGCACGACAAAUCUGAAAUAUUUGCUGGUGCCAUUCUAUCUAGUGGAGUUGAGAGAAAAGGUUGCAGGGGAGGACAGGAUUCAGGUGCUUAAAAUUUCCCAGGCAAAAUUGAAGGUGAACGUCAAACCAUCUCUGGAGGACCAUUAA
Messenger RNA from Telopea speciosissima, 456 nucleotides. RefSeq names its product PP2A regulatory subunit TAP46-like. NCBI's taxonomy places the organism in Eukaryota, Viridiplantae, Streptophyta, Magnoliopsida, Proteales, Proteaceae. The record is from RefSeq and is a predicted model, not a curated record. Gene Ontology annotation, cellular component: cytosol. The coding region runs from base 118 to 456 and encodes 112 amino acids. Gene Ontology annotation, biological process: regulation of signal transduction; regulation of dephosphorylation. The transcript is spliced from 3 exons. Gene Ontology annotation, molecular function: protein phosphatase 2A binding.